AUGACGGAAAUCACUGCGGACAAGCGGAUGUCCUUCAUCGAGUUUCUGAUGCACCUGCAAGCCAAAGAGUACAAGAGCUGCUUAACAGACUUGAUCAACCUGGAGUUCUUCCCUCCGGCCUUGAAAGAAGACAAGGAGGCGCUGGACAUCAUCGUGCCCACCUUGGCCACCACCCUGGCAACGCUCUACGAGGAGGGUGGCGAUCUGAAGAAGAAGCGCGAGAUGUUUGCCAAGCAGCGAGAGGAAAUGAAAGAAGCCGGGAAGUUGGAUGGCCUCCGGGAAAAGCUCCAAGCCAUCUCCAAGAAGUAUGCUGGAGCUUUCCGCCUCCCGCCCUACUUUACUCUGAUCCUCCGCGCCUUCUCAACACUGGAAGGCUUGGGCCUGAAAUCUGACGAGAAUUUUGCCAUUGUCAAGGAGUGCUUCCCUUACAUCGCCCGGCGCUUGAUUGUGGACGACAGCUUCCGCAUGCGGGAGGCCUUGAGGUCUUACCUCUACAAGGGCCGCUCGCGCAUCGCUGUCUCGCGCAUCGACGAGCUGUCCUCGGGCUUCGGGAACUUCACCAACCUCAUGAAGGGGAGCCGCUCCGAGUCCGCCGCCGCCGGCGGUGUCCGUGCGCCCGCGACGACAGGGCCCGCCGCGGGCCACGCGGAGGGUGGGGCGGAGCGGUCGAGCGCGCGGCCACAGCUGGACUCGGCGUCGCGGGAGAUUGCAGAGGUGAUCUUCUCUGCGGAGGGCAACUUCUUGCAAGACCUCCUCAUUGAUGAGGGUGUGGCGGCAAUUGACGCCCUGUCACGUGCCACGCUUCUGCAGCUGCUGAGAAACUUGGGGCCUUUGGCACUGCCUUUGACGCUGCCUUUGAACUUCUUGCUGGGUGGCAGCAGUGGCAGCAGGCUCCUAAGUAGAGAGGACAAGGAGUCUCUCUUAGUGAUCCGGCGGAUUGUCCAGCUGGUGGAUGCCUCCAGGGAUGCCAACUCGGAUGAUGAGGGGGCGGACCUGGGUCAGACCGUGCAGAGGCUUCAGCGCUUACAGCCAUUGGCCCAGGGCUUGUUGCCCAGCAUAACGCCAGGUGCUGCUUCCUUUGCGCAGCGCUUCGCUCGUCAGCUUGCCCGGCGCAUUCUGCUGCGACUGGCGGAUGAUGUGGAGCGGAGGGAGCUUGGGCCGGGGUGCUUGAGGGAGAGGGAUGGGGCAAGUCUGACCCUGGGACGAAGAGUUCUUCUGGUCCGGAGCGAGUUGACCAGGCAAAAGACCCUCGCGCAAGGAAUGUUGGAGCUCCCACUGCCCCCUGACUGGAAGAAGAAGCAGGGCUACAAAGGGCGGCCGUACUACUUCCACAGGCUCACAGGAGACACGUCAUCUAGCCAUCCGCAACUGACCCUGUUCAAAUCCAUCAUGGAGGAGGUGACGUCUUGGCCACCGGACGGUGCCCCGCAAGAGCUCGCCAGGCGCUCCGAGCGCCACCUGCGCACGGCCCAUGUGGCUGCGCUCAAGGUGCUAAGUCAAUGGAGUGGGCCUCAUUGCAUGGAAGGAGGCAGUCGACCAGACCGACCUCUGCCGGUGGAUGUGCGGGACGUCUACUUCUACAACUGCAGCGAUGGCUGCGUGAGCAGGUGCCUAGUGUCAACGGCCACGCCGCCGGGGGCUCGCGCGGCCCCCGGGCUCCUGCGGGAACGGCCGUUGAGGUUUGACCUGCAGCAACGGCAAGAGCUGCUGAAUACCGCGAUGGCGCUCUUCCCGCUGCGUGGUUCUUGGGUUUGGUGGGGCGCAGCGUGGCAGAGAUAUUUCAUGAUAUUAUGGGAUAUUGGCCGCUUGGCAGCUGGUUUGAAAUGUGGGCUUGUGACCGCGUGCGAGGAGCUUACGAUUCAUGAGCACAUGAAUUUCUUUACUGACUUUAGCUCCCUGGAACAUGUACAUGCGAUGGGUGUGGCGGAUGGAGCGAUGCGAAUGCAUGUCGACAGCAAGCUUCGCGAAGCCCUUUUGGCCCAGUUCUUGAAGCUUACAACUGAGCACACCACGCUGCUGCGCAUGUGCUGA
Molecule: messenger RNA, 2031 nt
Organism: Durusdinium trenchii
Lineage: Eukaryota; Dinophyceae; Suessiales; Symbiodiniaceae
Source: the annotation of a GenBank genome assembly